Harpegnathos saltator (Jerdon's jumping ant) is the source of this 845-nucleotide messenger RNA. RefSeq lists its product as uncharacterized. Lineage: Eukaryota; Metazoa; Arthropoda; Insecta; Hymenoptera; Formicidae. Bases 64 to 594 code for a protein of 176 amino acids. The transcript has 4 exons. The record is from RefSeq and is a predicted model, not a curated record.
GAGAGAGAGAGAGAGAGCGAUCGGUUGUUGAAGCUCGAAGAGGUUGGCGCGUACCGAUUCGGGAUGGAAACGCUGAAGUAUUACGCGAAUUUCGUGGACCCUCACUGGGUAGCCAUGAUUGCGACAGGACUGUACACGCAUCUUCGACAAAUCUGCAUAAUCGGCCUGUGCUUCAAGGAGAACCAUCUGCCGUUCGACCCGUCGUACUCGUCGGUGCUUUUCGUGUUCUCGGUGCUGUGCCUCUUAGCGGAAUACAAAUUAUGGCCUGUAACUCUCAAGGAGCCACCGAUCCACCUGAUGUAUAUCUACGAGAUGUUGGUAGCUGCAUUGAGCACCAAUUUGGCGAUCGAUAUCAUAUGGACACCAAUGAUGCACGCGAUCUAUUGUCUAACUCAAGAAUCCAGUAAAUGGCUGUUUUGGCUGAACUCCACUUUGGGUCUGGAUAGUUACUCCUGGUUGACUUUGUUCGCGGAUUACAUGGCCAAGGAGUACGCGGCCAUGCAAAUUGCGUAUUGCACGUCGUUGUUGUCGUUCGUAUGGAUGCUGGAUGCGACCGAAUCUGUGGAGACGUUCCUGGACAUGUGGAGCAAGUAGUGAAUCCUGACAAACAACUCCAAAUCUAAUCCGCAAAACCGCUCGACAUUUCUCCGCAACCCGCGGGUACCGCAAGCGGCCGUAAACGCAAGAGGAUCACUUUUAGCGAUCCGGAAGUCACCCAAUGGUUCUUCUACAAACUUCGUCGGAUGAUGCCGUUCGUGACAAAUCGUGGUGGUUGCAGCUUCUCGUAGUCCUCAACGUCGUAUAUAUUUAUCUUGUUUACGUCCUUGUGUAUUUAAUAAAUGCUU